Colletotrichum orchidophilum is the source of this 216-nucleotide messenger RNA. RefSeq lists its product as uncharacterized. The transcript has a single exon. The annotation marks the transcript as partial. The record is from RefSeq and is a predicted model, not a curated record. Lineage: Eukaryota; Fungi; Ascomycota; Sordariomycetes; Glomerellales; Glomerellaceae.
CUUUUCUUUUCGGGGCAUAUUUGUUUUGGUUGGUGCGGCCUUUUUCUUUUGCUAUUGCCCCCCCACCUGGCGCCCACCACCAACCAGCCUUUUCUGCUUUGGACAUUUGUGCAGAUUCUCGGGAUAUGGGAAAAAGCGUUGACGAACAAGACGGUUGGUUUUAAGGGACGCCUUGUUCAACGGAACGGUUACAUAAAUCUAGUCCCCCCUACCUAA